Messenger RNA from Mya arenaria, 3905 nucleotides. RefSeq lists its product as uncharacterized. The transcript is spliced from 8 exons. NCBI's taxonomy places the organism in Eukaryota, Metazoa, Mollusca, Bivalvia, Myida, Myidae. The record is from RefSeq and is a predicted model, not a curated record. Gene Ontology annotation, molecular function: protein binding. The coding region runs from base 126 to 1928 and encodes 600 amino acids.
GUAUCAGUAAGUGAUAGAGUCGGCUAAUAAACAGACGUAUACGAGUGUAAAUAAUGAGAAUUAUGGCUAAAACAAUGGUUUAUUUUGUAAAUAAAGGACAUUUGGAGUUAUUUCUUCAAUAAAAAAUGGAUACGACCGUGUUGGCGAGGCGAAAAAUGAAAGGAAAGACCGUGCUGAACAUGGGUAAGCGAGUGUCGGUUGGCUCGGAGCUGGAACAUUUGGAGUUUGACAAAGCCAUAACUACAGACCCCAGUGAUAACCUGAAACGACGUACAUUACAGCUUACACGUUCUGACAGAAAAAAGUCCUGGGGAUUCACAUUGCAGACAUACGGCAUCACCCACAAGUUGACCAGUGACACAGAGAUCAUGACAUACGUAGAUUACGUGGAACUGGAUGGACUUGCUUAUCUGGCUGGCAUGCGGAAAGGUGAUGUGAUUGUAUCUGUCAACGGAAACAAGGUCGGGGUGAUCAAUCAUCAGCAACUGGUCGCUCAGAUACGACUGGCCGGAGAUAAACUAAGACUGGUUGUUCUGUUUGAAGACUGCUGUAGGAAGGUGGACUUACAUGAGAGGUUCAUCAGACUCAAGUCGGUUCUUCGGUCCAAGGAGCAAGAGUUACACGAGAUUGAGGCACAAGAACUGGAAAUCCUGGAAAAUCUUCGUGAAACCAUUGGCUUAUCGCGGUAUGAACAGAUUCGUCAGAGCAUCUUGUCACAGCAUUCCUCGAGCAGUGAAAGCUGGGAUGCCUAUAGUCUGAUUUCAUCUCCUAGUGGUCUCAAAUCCACUGGUCUGUAUGCACUUGGCUGGUCCUCGGCCUCUUUAAUGAGCUGCUCAGUUGGAGACAACUCUUCAAUAAUGGAAGGCGAUUAUGAAUAUAUGGAUAAUAGUUUGGACAGCGCAAAUUCUUCAUUUGCUAUGGAUGGUAUGACUAUGUAUGCUUCGGAUUCCAACUUGGUUCGAGCAACAGGUGCUAGCAACUUUCAUGAACCGCUUCAAGGACAAAAGUCUAAACUACGGAACAUGAGAUUGUCUGACAGCACCUUGUAUAGGUCGUCAAGAGGAGUGGAAAAAGACUUGCUGAAAUCUACUCUUAAGACAAAAGCCAAGUUCAAGAUUGGUCAGGAUUUUACGGAUGGUGGUGUGCAAAGUUUGAAAGAUGAUGUUUUUGAAGAUGAAAAGCUGGCUACAAACCAGGUGGGUAGGUCUGAUAGCGUUCGAACAGUGAGUGAUGUGACACUGAAAGAACAUACUGUAUACUAUGCGGGAGAGAAUGGAACAAUGAUUGUGCCAAAGAUUUGUAUUGAAGGGGAAGAAGUGUUCACAACCUUUGAGCAUAUUGACACAUCAGAGGUGCCUAUAAAGGGGACAGAGUUGUCGGAUGGGCUUGUUAACUAUCAGGAAAAGAUUGUUGCAAUAGAGAUAGCCAAAGGAAUGGCAAUGUUAGAAAACACAGCAGAAAGUGAGAAAUUGGACAUAUCUGAUGAAAAUAUUCCUGAUGCUUUUGCCAAGUCACUGAAUUCAAUUUCUUCGCCUAAACAUUCCCCUAACUCUUCACCAAAAGGUUCUCCUUCGUUAAGUGCCAAAUAUUCCCCCGAUUCAUGUGUCAAAUUAAAAAGUGCAUUAAAAGGAGCUUCUAGUAAGUCUUCUGGUUAUCAGAACUCUGUUUCCCAGUCUUCACAGUUAACGCAGCAAAAUGGUGCUUUAAAGGGAAAGAACUCUGCUGAACUUUCUAAGAAAGGGUCAGUUGCCUCCCUUGACAAAAUGUCUCCGAAACUUGGCAGAUGUCUAAAUACUCUCCAAAAUAAAGGUAGCAGUAUUCCGUAUGACCAAUUAAAAUCCAGCAUUCCAGAUACAAGAGUUUCAUUCCACACAGACAACAUUGAAGUGAUCUACUUCAAUGACAAAGAUGAAGUGACAAAAUUGUAGCAUUGCAAAUAUGUGUUUCAAUGAACUGCAGUCUUCAGGCAGAGAAUUUAUUUCAACAAAUUUUAAAAUUGAAAUUCUAUUCUUCAUCAGAAUCAUCUUGCUUUUGUGAACAUGAGAUCACAAUGGCCCCAAUUUUUAGCUUUGAUUUAGAUUAUGGAAAUUAUAUUUAAAGGGACUAGACACCAGAUGAUACAGUUGCAAGAAAAAAGUAAAUUGUCAGAAACUUACAUAAAAUUGACAUCAUUGUGUUCAACGCUGGAUAGGUCCCAUGAUUGCGUGUCCCUGAUUUGUAACUAGAGAGCUGCAGAGCAAAUGACAGUGCUCACCUGCACUUGUUUAUUCAGUCGACCAAUGAGCAUAACCCAAUAAUGAUUAAAAUAAGAGUUAUGUGCCUUGCUAUAUACUAGUCUGUUGCCUCUGCUCCAUGUGUAUCAAACUCUAUUUACAUACCUUAAAUGUUCCAGGGUUGAGUAGGAGGUAUGGGCAAGAUUGAUGUUAUUGUGCAAAAACUUUAAAAACUUUAAAGGCAACAACAUCACGGCUAUGACAACAACUUGACCUUUUUCUUUGUAAAACAGAGAACAGCUGAGAUUUGAACAACAACAAAACACCAAGGCAAUGACAAUUCAUCCACUUUUGAACAGUUCAAAAAUGCACUGAUUAAAACUCCGCAAUCCUUUUAUUUGAGGGUAUUUUAUUACUAAAAUUUAGUUAUAUGUAAAUAUUGAAUACAGAUUUGUCAAAAGAAUGGUUGAAGGUAACAAGCACAGGGGGCAGAAACAAACUAUUUUUAUUUUUUAUGGCCUAUAUGUAUAUAUACAUAUAGGCUAGAUAAAAUAAAAAAUAUAUGUUUCUGCCCCCUGUGGUAACAAGUCUUGAAGUGCAAUUGUAUGUACUGGUACUGUGCUUUAUAUGAGAUCCAGGAACUGACCAGAUUCUGUGACGGAGUAGCCUCAAUAAAACUUGUUCUCUCAAAUAUUGGGCUUACUGUUUCAAAAAUUAUCUACAGUAUAUCAUUUCUUUGACAAAAUUCCUUAAAAUUGGGUUAUACAAGUUUAACCUUGAUCUCAAAUGUAAUGUACUUAACAACACUGGUAAAAUAUUUUCACUAAAAAUCAUACUGCAUAUAUGAAGUGUACAUUUACUGUUCUUGUACAGUUUAAAAACAUUUUUCAUUAUUUUUGUCUAUAUUCCUCAUCAAAUUUUGUAUUAAAUGACAACAAAUGUGGGACUCUUUUUAUCACAUAACACAUUUGUCACAAUCAAUCAAGAUUUUAUUCAUUUGUCUGUGAAAAUGUUUGAUGCUAAAUAAGUUGGGCGAAGUGACGUCAAUGACGAGACAUUUUAUAUUAUGUUAUGACGAAAAUACGUAAUGUUUGUAUUACUCGAAAUAGGCAACAAACAUCAUGUGAUAAAGGAUAGCUUUCCUCUGUUAUUGGCAUCUGUGAUGUUUAACUGGGAAUGUGCAAUAUUUUUAAGUUCAUUCAUUUGUAGAUUUUUAGCAUAAAUUUACAUUAAUCAGAUGUGUAUUAUUAUGAUAAAUACAUGUAUGUAUAUUAUUACUCAUUAUUAUUGUGUUUUAAUAUCAUUAAAGAGACAAAAUAUAUUAUAAAUAAUCAUUACCCUUGAUUAUGUUUGUUAUGAAAAAUUUAUGCAAUAAAAUUACAAUGAUUGUUAGGCAAUUUGAUUACUGUUACACCUUUUUUCAAUAUAAGAUAAAGGUCCCUCAUUGUUAGUUAGAUUUUACUCUGCUGAUAUAACUUAAUCCAUCAAUUGAUGUGGGUUAUGUCCCUUUGAAGUUAAAAAUGUAAACAAACACGUUUUUUUCUGUUUAUUUCUAUAUUAAAGCAAACUGGGCUGGAAAUGGUCUUCUAACAAAUGUCAAUACUAUAGAUAGGAUGCUGGCAUUUUUUCAUUGAAUUCCGUGGUAGAAAGUAUGUCCUAAACAUUAUAUAAUAAAGUGUUUGUUUAAUGUUA